Messenger RNA from Pteronotus mesoamericanus, 3040 nucleotides. It is a transcript of the gene EEFSEC, whose product is annotated as eukaryotic elongation factor, selenocysteine-tRNA specific. Gene Ontology annotation, biological process: selenocysteine incorporation. The record is from RefSeq and is a predicted model, not a curated record. The coding region runs from base 34 to 1824 and encodes 596 amino acids. Gene Ontology annotation, molecular function: GTPase activity; GTP binding; translation elongation factor activity. The transcript has 7 exons. NCBI's taxonomy places the organism in Eukaryota, Metazoa, Chordata, Mammalia, Chiroptera, Mormoopidae.
GGCGAACAGGCGAGUGUUCGAGGUGGCUGUGGCAUGGCAGGGCGGCGGGUGAACGUGAACGUGGGAGUGCUGGGCCACAUCGACAGUGGCAAGACGGCGCUGGCGCGGGCGUUGAGCACCACGGGCUCCACCGCUGCCUUCGACAAGCAGCCCCAGAGCCGCGAGCGUGGCAUCACGCUCGACCUGGGUUUUUCGUGCUUCUCGGUGCCGCUACCCGCGCGUCUGCGGUCGGCAGUUCCCGCGCCCCACUCGGCGCCGGAGGCCGGGCCCGAUUCCGGCGAGCCGCAGCUUCAGUUUACGCUGGUCGACUGCCCCGGGCACGCCUCCCUCAUCCGGACCAUCAUUGGCGGGGCCCAGAUCAUUGAUCUAAUGAUGCUGGUCAUUGACGUGACCAAGGGAAUGCAGACCCAGUCAGCGGAAUGCCUUGUGAUUGGGCAGAUUGCUUGUCAGAAGCUGAUCGUGGUGCUGAACAAGGUGGACCUCUUGGCUGAAGGGAAGAGACAGGCAGCAAUAGAUAAAAUGGUCAAGAAAAUGCAGAAGACCCUAGAGAACACCAAGUUCCAAGGUGCACCGAUUAUAGCUGUGGCGGCCAAGCCUGGGGGACCAGAGGCCCCUGAUACGGAAGCUCCACAGGGCAUCUCAGAGCUCAUUGAGCUCCUGACGUCCCAGAUUUCCAUCCCAACAAGAGAUCCCUCGGGACCAUUCCUCAUGUCUGUGGACCACUGUUUCUCCAUCAAAGGCCAGGGCACUGUGAUGACAGGGACCAUCCUCUCGGGCUCCAUCAGCCUUGGUGACAGUGUGGAGAUUCCUGCCCUCAAGGUUGUGAAGAAGGUCAAGUCCAUACAGAUGUUCCACAUGCCUGUCACCUCAGCCAUGCAGGGAGACCGGAUAGGCAUCUGUGUCACUCAGUUUGAUCCCAAGCAGCUGGAGCGUGGCCUAGUGUGUACCCCUGAGUCCCUGCACACUGUCCAUGCAGCCCUCAUCUCCGUGGAGAAGAUCCCAUAUUUUCGGGCACCCCUGCAGACCAAGGCCAAGUUCCACAUCACAGUGGGCCAUGAGACAGUCAUGGGCCGGUUGAUGUUCUUCAGCCCUGCUCCUGACAAUUUUGACCACGAGCCUGUGCUGGAUACCUUCGACUUCUCUAAAGAAUACCUGUUCCAGGAACAGUACCUCUGCAAGGAUCUGGUUGCAGCAGCAGCAAACAGUGGCCAGGCCAAUGAGAAGGUGGGCCAGGCCGCAGAAGGCCAGUAUCCCCGGCAGCAAUGGGCCCUCGUAGAGUUUGAGAAGCCUGUCACCUGCCCUCGGCUGUGCUUGGUGAUUGGUUCCAGGCUAGAUUCAGACAUUCAUGCCAACAUGUGCCGGCUGGCCUUCCACGGCAUCCUGCUGCAUGGGUUGGAGGACAAGAACUAUCCCGACAGCCUCUUGCCCAGGCUGAGAGUGUACAAGUUGAAGCACAAGCAUGGCCUUGUGGAGCGGGUAAUAGACAACUACAGCGUGAUCGGCCGCUCCCUGUUCAAAAAGGAGACCAACAUCCAGCUCUUUGUGGGGCUCAAGGUACAACUCUCCACUGGGGAGCUGGGGGUCAUUGACAGUUCCUUCGGCCAGAGUGGCAAGUUUAAGAUCCACAUCCCUGGUGGCCUCAGCCUUGAAUCCAAGAAGAUCCUGACACUUUCCCUCAAAAAGCGGUGCCGGGCCAGUGGAGGGGAGGUAGCCAAGCAAGAGGAGGGUAUGGAGCGGCCGGAAACUACGCAGCAUGUGACACUCAGCCUGUCUUUCAAGCGUUAUAUCUUCGACACCCACAAGCGUAUGGUCCAGUCUCCCUGAGUGGCCCCAGGGCCACCUUGCCUGGGUCCAGGCUGGGCCGCAGUGCCAAAUGCCCAGCUAGAUGUGCCUCGACCUCCUGUAGUCUCUCCCCACAGCUCUGCAGGCAGCAGACCCCUAGACCCAGCAUUCAGCCCCAGUUAGAAGGCCAGGGGCCAGCAGGAGGCAGUGUCCUGUGAGGGAACAGCACCCGAGGAGGAAUGGGACUCAGAUGGAGAGCUGAUGGCCAGUAUCUCCGAGGCUGCCAGCUAGAGGUGACUGAGGGCUACUCCCCACCCUGUCCCCCUCAACAGCUGGGUACUUGCCAGCUUCAAAUAAAUGCCUCAUGGUACCCCCCACUGCUGGUGUCUCAGUGAUUUCACAUGAGGGUUUCCCUCAACUCCUUGCCACCCAGAAAUGUCGGGAACGACCAGGGCUCCUGCCAAGGUGUCUGGGGGAUAGACCCAACUCAACCCAGUGGGCUGAGAAGUCCACAAGUUGUUGGGCCCCUAGCCUAGUUUGAGUGGUCCCCAGCAUCUCCUGGGCCUUCAGGGGGCACAGGUGUUCUCUGGGCAUCCAAGUGCAGAAGACAUUUGAGGGGUGUCAGGGAUCAGCAGGGCACCAGGCCCAGGCAUUGGACUGGAGGGGUUGCUCAUUCAUUCUGACUCUAGGAGUUCCUAUGCCUCUGACCUUGAAUUUGGGUCACCUACUCUCCCCACAGUGUGUAGAUGAGGGCCGGUGACAGCCCUGCACAGAUCAUACUAUAAGCCAAGGGAUGUGAACAUUGCCUUUGCUUCUCUGCCCCCUGCACCAACAGGCCACCCCACCUUGAGGCCCAAGCUGUUGAUACUCAGAAAAGGAUGAAAUAGCAGAACUGACUGAGGGGAAAUCAAAAGUUUUAAAGACAUCCAUAGGAUGGACAGAUGUUCCAACGUUACUUUAUUUGGCCUCCAGAUGGACGCAGUAGCUACACUUUUAUCCUGGUAAUCAGUGAAUUAUGCUUUAAUUUGCAACAAUGACAUUAAAAGUAAGAACAGGAACAGAUUUUGAUCAAAUGUCUUGGUGGCGUUAAGCCCUAGAGCUUUGGGCAGAGAGGAAGAACAGAGUGGUGCUACAGAACACACUGUCCCUGUGUGCCUAGCAGCAGGCAGCCCUCAUUGCACAUACCAGUGACAGAGCAAGGCCCUUUGUAAAAUGGUGCAGGUGAAGGUGGCUGGCCAGUGACCCUCACUGGCCCUAC